This is a messenger RNA of Drosophila arizonae, 2443 nucleotides long. It is a transcript of the gene fj, whose product is annotated as four-jointed box kinase. The record is from RefSeq and is a predicted model, not a curated record. Lineage: Eukaryota; Metazoa; Arthropoda; Insecta; Diptera; Drosophilidae. Gene Ontology annotation, biological process: cell-cell signaling.
AAGUAAUAAUAAAAAAAAUAUAUAUAAAAAAAACGCCAACAGAAUUGAAGCAGCAUAAAAUAAAUAAAAGCGGCGUUGGGCACGUUUUUCCUACGUUCAUUCUGUGCUUUUUCCACAACUACUUUUUGUGUUGUUGUUGUUGCAUUCGCUGUUUCAAUUUCAAUUGUGGAAAUCGCAGAAAAAUCGCCAAAACGUAUUAAGCGAACCGGUCGAGACAAACGGAGCGAUAGAACAUAGCUGGACUGGGCAAAAGGACUAGCCCAGGCCGGGCAAUAUUUAUUAAACAAAGCCAGAAAUUAAUUUCACGACUUUUCUGUGCCUGCAUUUGAGCUGACUCCGCCAAGCGUGCGUUGCACGCCCUCAAAAACAACAACAACAAGCAGAAGCAGAAGGAGAAGAAGAGGAAGAAGAACUACGAUCAGCGCCGGCUUCUUUAUGCGCAGCUUGAACUUGCACUCAGCUUGAGCCAGAGACAGAGUGAGUGAGAGAGAGAGAGAGAGAGCAAAAUGUACGACAUCAAGCGCCUGGAAGCCGGACAACAGCAGCUACAACAACAACAACAACCGCAAAUACAACAACAACAGCCUAUUGGACAUACACUUAACGAAAGGUUGAGCGGCUCGGCGCCGCUACAGCUAACCUGCAGCGUUAUUACGCCCACGCCGCCAGCCUUCUCAGCGAAGAGCUGCUCCAGCAGCCCCAUCGAAGCCACACACAUGACACUGUUGACGCUGCGCCGUCGUCGGGCGUUCCAGCGUCGCGCCUGCCUGCUCAGCAUAUUGGCCGCCUUUGUCUUUGGCAUGGCAUUGGGCGUCAUUGUGCCCAUGCUCGGACUGCCCGACUACUUUGCCAGCACUGGCAGCAGCAGCAGCGCUGGCAGCGUUCAGUUGGCGCCCGCUGCACUGCUGCCGCCCAGCGAACAGCCGCAGCUGGGCAGCAGCUACGAUCGACCGCCGUUGCCCUACAGCGUCUCCUUUGUCAAAGAGGAAGCCGAGCAGCUGGAACUCAGCGCCGAGCAGGUCUUCCGCAAUGCCUUCCACCUGGAGCAGGAUAAGAAUGCGCCCGAUUCGAUGAUAGUCAAGAAACUGGACACAAACGAUGGCAGCAUCAAGGAGUUCCACGUGCAGCGCACAGCGAACGGUCGCUAUCGCAAGGGACCGGAGCGACGCCUGACCAAAACCGUACAGCCGGAGCGCAGUCGAACGCUGGCCAAGCCACAGCAGCAGGCGCUGCGGCAGUCGCACGAGAACGAGCUGCAAACGGCGGGCAUCAUUGAUGCGGACAUCUAUUGGGGUGAGCUGGUGGAGCAGGCGUUGCCGCAGGGCUUUGCCGCCGAGGAUCAGCACAGCUGGGAGCGUUACGUGACCAAGGAGGGGCAGGUGGUGCGGCUGGAGCACGGCUGCGGACGCAUGCAGAACCGUCUGGUGGUCUUUGCCGAUGGCACACGCGCCUGUGCCCGCUAUCGCCAGAACACGGAUCAGAUACAGGGCGAAAUCUUCAGCUACUAUUUGGGACAAUUGCUGAACAUCACGAAUCUGGCGCCAAGUGCAGCGACAGUCAUUGACACGACGACAGCGAGCUGGUCGACGGCAUUGGGCGACAUAACGCAGGCGCAGUGGAAGGAGCAUCGGCCCGUGGUAUUGACGCGUUGGCUGCCCGACCUGGAGCCGGCCGGUAUACCGCAACCGUUCCAGCCACUGGAACGGCAUCUGAACAAGUACGAUGUCUGGAAUAUAACACAGGAGCAGAUGCAGAUGCAGCGGGAUGCUGGUGCGGCCAUGUCGCGGGGAUUACUCAAACGGCUGGAGGUGGCUGCUGCCAGCGGCCAAACGGCUGAUCAUCAAUCAAGCAUGCUUGAGGAGUCAUCCGCAACAGCAUCCUCGACUGCAUCGCCGUCGCCAUCGUCAGCGACGUCGUCGUCGUCGUCGUCGGCGCUGCUGCAGCGACUAAUUGAAUUGGCACAAUGGUCCGAUUUAAUCGUCUUCGAUUACCUGAUCGCGAACCUCGAUCGUGUCGUUAAUAACUUGUACAACUUUCAAUGGAAUGCCGACAUUAUGGCUGCGCCCGCUCACAAUCUGGCGCGACAGAGCGAGACGCAGCUGCUCGUAUUCUUGGACAACGAAUCGGGCCUGCUGCAUGGCUAUCGUUUACUCAAAAAGUAUGAGGCCUAUCACAGUCUGCUAUUGGACAAUCUGUGCAUCUUUCGUCGUCCCACCAUCGAGGCGCUGCGCCGGUUGCGUGCCGAGGGCGCGGGUCGCCAACUGCGCGAACUGUUCGAGCGGACGACCAGCCCGAAUGUGCGUGAUGUGCUGCCCUCUUUGCCGGAUAAAUCAAUCAAGAUUCUGGCAGAGCGCAUCGAUCGCGUGCUGGCCCAGGUUCACAAGUGCGGCGACAGCAACAAGAGCAGCUAAUGAAACGAAACGAUAACAACUGCACUGCAUAU